This is a messenger RNA of Rubroshorea leprosula, 1814 nucleotides long. Lineage: Eukaryota; Viridiplantae; Streptophyta; Magnoliopsida; Malvales; Dipterocarpaceae. The record is from the annotation of a GenBank genome assembly.
GCUCUUGGCCCCCAAAGUCACCACCACCAAGCAGCGACAAUGGCGGAAUCGGUAUGCCGGACGCUCAGGGACGGAGGCUUAGAAGGAGAGCACGCACCUGCUCUCACCAUAAAGGACUCCAUUGCUUCUCCCUUCGGCUUCGACGUCUUCUGUCACGUCCUCACUCAGCUUUCCUCCUUCAUUUUGGCGGGAAAAUCACAGUCACGAGGACUUGUGCUUGUUGCAUUUUGCAGAAGCCCGUCGUUUUAUGCAGAUUUGCUGAAGAGUAAAGGGAUCGAUGUGAAUUCCUCUAAUAAAUGCAGGGUUCGAAUUUUGGAUUGUUAUACCGAUCCUCUAGGGUGGAAGUUUCGGUUAAUGGGUGUUGGAAACCUUAGGGAUCUUUCCUGUGAAGCUUCAAGUACUGGCAUUCUUUGUAAGGAUGUAAAAGAUACGAAUAAAUUGUACUCUUCAAUUAUUGAACUAGGGAAAGGUUUGGUGGCAGAGGCAAAAAGUCGUUUUUCUGUAGCCAUAGAUUCGGUAGAUCAAAUGCUUAGACAUGCAUCUAUGUCAUCAGUUGCAGGCCUGUUUAGCAAUCUGCGCAGCCAUGGUCAAGUUUCUAAUGUCUUUUGGUUACUACAUUCAGACCUUCAUGAAGUGAGGGUUACAGCUUCUCUGGAAUAUAUGUCCUCUAUGGUAGCUAGUGUAGAACCAUUGCAACAGUUAACAAAUGGUCAAAGAGAUGAUUCAGACAAGGCCUCUUUAACUGAGCAGAACUUGAAGAAAGGAAAGUUUCAUGUCCGAUUUAAACGGAGAAAUGGACGUGUUCGAGUGAUGUUGGAAGAAUUUCACAUAGAGCAGUCAGGCAUCAGCUUUAAGUCUGCGUCUUCUGAAGAAGUAACUAAUCAAGGUCUUUUGCCAAAGGUUCAGUUCAGCCUACAGUUGUCAGAGAAGGAGCAAAUUGAUAGGUCUAAUGUUGUUCUUCCUUUUGAGCAUCAAGGUAAUGGUAAACCCAUACAAAUUUAUGAUGGCCGAAACUCUCUCAUGGAAGGCAAACAUGAGACAACCUCUGUUUCAGCCGGAAACUCAGAAACAAAUGAGGGCUCUGGUGGGGGUGAGAUCAUAUAUUACCGUGACUCAGAUGACGAGAUGCCAGAUUCAGAUGAGGAUCCUGAUGAUGAUUUGGAUAUUUGACUGCAUUGUCUCAAUUAGUGACCAUGAAUUCAUGUCUGCUGUUAGAAAUCUGAUAAUGGAACAAGGGCUAAGUUGGGUUGUCUUAUGUUUCCAGUUAAGCUUGGCAGUGAAGGAAUGGCUGGAAUUCUCCAGGCACCAAAGUCAGAACCUUUUGUUUGGGGCAGGAUUUAAGAAGUAUGACCAUGAAGUGAUAUCAGGUCUUUGUGGGAGCUAUUUUGAUGCAGUAGAGAAGAAUCUGUUUCUGGUAGUGUGCUAUUUUUGUUCUGAAAACCUUUUUUUAAAAGUUAUUUUAAAGCUAUCUUUGUGCAGAGAAAGCAGAUCUCCAGCUUGGUGUUGUAACUUGGUUGGAAACAAUACUGUGUACCUACAACCAAUUAUUAUUUAUUAAGAUGAGAUUGCAGGGUUUAUGUUUUCUUUUUGGGAAACAAUGUUAAUUAGCAUGACCCUCAUUUCCUUUUUAUUAUUGAUGCAUGGAGGCAAUUUAUCAAAGCGUUCGUGAUGACUGUUUUUUAGUCCAGAAUAAUUUGGACUAUAAAACACUUUUUUGAUUGUAUUUCUUCUUCUUCUUUUUUUUCUUUUUUUUUUUUUCUGCAUUGGAAUUUCAAAUUUUGAUAUUUCCAUUAAAAUAUAUGGCUAAAAUUUUC